Messenger RNA from Eufriesea mexicana, 464 nucleotides. Its product is annotated as mitotic-spindle organizing protein 1. The record is from RefSeq and is a predicted model, not a curated record. Gene Ontology annotation, biological process: gamma-tubulin complex localization; microtubule nucleation by interphase microtubule organizing center; mitotic spindle assembly. The transcript is spliced from 2 exons. Gene Ontology annotation, cellular component: centrosome; gamma-tubulin ring complex; interphase microtubule organizing center. Bases 96 to 344 code for a protein of 82 amino acids. Lineage: Eukaryota; Metazoa; Arthropoda; Insecta; Hymenoptera; Apidae.
ACAUAUUAUUUCAUUCUUAAAUUGCGAUUUAAUAGUGAUUUAAUUCCGACGUCAAACUGUCUCACAACGGAGAAAAAGAACGAAAUCUAGGCAGCAUGCCAGAGCCUGUGAAUCAUCAAAUAAAUGCUGCUCGUAAAACAUUCCAAACACUUUACCAAAUUUCAAAAUUACUAAAUACAAAUUUGGAUCCAACAACAUUAAGUAUAUGUAUUCGAUUAUGCGAAAAUGGUGUAAAUCCAUAUGCGCUUGCAACUGUGGUAAAGGAGUUACAAAGGGAAGUGAAAGCUAUGGAUAGUACUAACCAACUAGAUUCUCCUACUAGCAAGUCUAAUUUAAAUAAAUAAUGAAAUAUUAUGUUUUUCAAUAAUUUAGUAAAUGAAAUGAAUCUCCAUUAAUCUAUUAUUUUUUAUAUCACAUUCUGCUUAUGUGCGAUAAAAAAUAUACUUAUAAUUCAUAAUCAUAAA